CACGACGCCAGCUUCAGUUGUUUAUUCGAAGCCCUAUUACUUGUCACUGUAUCUGACCGUCAAGAGAGGCAUUUUCAAGAUGGCGGAAGGAAUCGACCGACGCGCAGAUGAGCGAAUGGAGUUCACGACCUCGAAGGAGGUCACAGUUGCGCCUACCUUCGAGGAUAUGCACCUGAAGGAAAGCCUUCUGCGUGGUAUCUAUGCGUAUGGCUAUGAGUCGCCUUCGGCCGUUCAGUCCCGUGCCAUUGUGCAGAUCUGCAAAGGUCGCGACACGAUCGCGCAGGCACAGUCUGGUACCGGUAAAACGGCCACUUUUUCGAUCAGUAUUCUCCAGGUCAUUGAUACUGCUGUGCGCGAAUCACAGGCUCUUGUCCUGUCCCCCACCCGCGAACUUGCGACCCAGAUCCAGUCCGUCAUCAUGGCCCUUGGUGACUAUAUGAAUGUACAAUGCCACGCUUGCAUUGGAGGUACGAAUAUUGGCGAGGAUAUUCGCAAGCUGGACUACGGCCAGCAUGUGGUUUCCGGUACGCCUGGUCGAGUUGCAGAUAUGAUCCGCCGUCGCCACCUCCGCACAAGACACAUCAAGAUGCUGGUUCUCGAUGAAGCCGAUGAGCUCCUGAACCGUGGCUUCCGUGAGCAAAUCUACGACGUCUACAGAUACCUCCCGCCUGCCACCCAAGUGGUGGUGGUUUCUGCCACGCUGCCUUACGAUGUGCUCGACAUGACCACCAAGUUCAUGACUGACCCCGUCCGGGUUCUGGUCAAGCGUGAUGAAUUGACGCUUGAAGGCAUCAAGCAAUACUUCAUCGCAGUCGAGAAGGAAGACUGGAAAUUCGACACUCUGUGCGAUCUCUACGACACAUUGACCAUCACGCAAGCCGUGAUCUUUUGCAACACACGUCGUAAGGUCGACUGGCUGACGGACAAAAUGCGCGAGGCCAACUUCACUGUCUCCAGCAUGCACGGCGAAAUGCCCCAGAAGGAGCGGGACAGCAUUAUGCAGGACUUCCGACAGGGCAACUCGCGAGUACUCAUCUCGACAGACGUGUGGGCGCGUGGAAUCGAUGUGCAGCAGGUCUCGCUAGUGAUCAACUAUGACCUCCCCACCAACCGUGAGAACUACAUCCACAGAAUCGGCCGCAGUGGUCGUUUCGGCAGGAAGGGUGUGGCCAUCAACUUUGUCACUAGCGACGAUGUGCGAAUCCUGCGCGAUAUUGAGCUCUACUACUCUACCCAGAUUGAUGAAAUGCCCAUGAACGUUGCCGAUCUUCUGUCUUAAAUCACCGUCCAAUUAUUUCUCUUUUUUUUGGAUUUCAACUUUCCCGGAAAAGCAAAAGGGCCAUAUCAUCACCCCAUGAUGUGGUCCAAGUCUACCGUACAUUAGCUAUGGCGUUCCAGUGCACAAGAUUCUGCAGACGAAAACAAGGCGUAGGAAACAGGCCACGAGCCACAACACACCACCCUAUCGAUGGAAUGGAGGGGAUACACAAGCGUGGAGGAAAGGGGAUCCAACCAGACUGGUUAGUUCGCCCAUAUCCGAAAUUUGGUAACAGCCAAUAAACGGUUUUGAGACUGAUAUCUUAUGAACUCCUAGCACUCAUGCGAAAUAUUAUGAAAUCUGAUCCUUUCUUGACUACGUCGUACGCC
Messenger RNA from Penicilliopsis zonata CBS 506.65, 1647 nucleotides. RefSeq lists its product as hypothetical. Gene Ontology annotation, cellular component: catalytic step 2 spliceosome; nucleolus. Gene Ontology annotation, molecular function: RNA helicase activity; mRNA binding; ATP binding. The transcript is spliced from 4 exons. Bases 80 to 1279 code for a protein of 399 amino acids. The record is from RefSeq and is a predicted model, not a curated record. NCBI's taxonomy places the organism in Eukaryota, Fungi, Ascomycota, Eurotiomycetes, Eurotiales, Aspergillaceae.